UCAGCUAGGAAUGGGAAUGCCUAGAAACUCUCAGAGGAGAUAAAAGGAUCGUUUCAAUUCUUCGACAUCAAAAUUUACUGAAGGAGCUUCAAGAAAUUGCAAUUGAAGGUGCUAAUGAAAGAAACCAGCAGCAGAAGAAAAACAGUGGGUUUGAAGAUGAACUUUCAGAAGUCCUUGAAAGCCAGAAUGAUAACAUGCAAAGAGAUAAGGGAAAGGAGAUCCCUGCAGAGGAAGCUGCAGCCUCCCUUGCUGAGCUAGAGGCAGAAAAAAUGCAGCAUAAUGAGAGGGAGAACUCAAAAGAGGACGAGAAAAACAGCCUGGAAGAGAGGGAGCCAAGGCCACGUGAUGUUGACCCUGAAGACAAGGAGAAUGCAGAGGAAUUUGAGAGCAAUGAGAUUGGUGAGGCAGAAGAAUCCCCAAGAGAAGAUGCUUUAGACAAUCACAUUGGUGAUGACCUCAGCGAGGAUGAGGUGUCUGAGCAGAAGCACCAAGAGGGUGAAGAUCAGCCUGCAGGGACCAAUGAAAGUCUGGAGCUUGAGGAAGCAAGGGAGAAAGUUUCUAAAAAGGACCAGGAGGAAAGCAAAGAGGAGAAAGCUGUAGAAGAACAUGCAGAGAAAGAUGGUGACAGGAGAGACACCCCCCGAGAUGAACAGCCAACAGAAACAGAGGGGCUUUUCGGGUCAAAUGAGGAUGAGAGUGAGGAGAUUCAGAGGGAAGACAAUAAUGAAGAUGCUUUAGGCUUUGGCAAAGGAGGGAGGAGCUCAGAAGAAGAAGAGAAAUCCUUCCAAAUGAAAGGAGGGAGGCAUCAUUCUGAGGAUGAAGCCAUGCAGGCAGAGGACACCUAUGACACCAGGGAAGUAAAAAGUGAGGAAAUGGAGGAGUCUUCCAAAGAGUGGGGAGACUCGAAGAGAUGGAACAAAAUGGAUGAGCUGGCUAAGCAGCUGACAACCAAGAAGCGCAUGGAGGAAAAUGACAGUGGUGAAGACCCAGACAGAUCCAUGAAAAUGUCACUUAGGUCUCGCAAGUAUGACUUUAAUAGUCCUGAAGAGGAUGUAAGAAGGUCUUGGAAUCACCACUCGAAGGAGGACAGCAGUGAAGGGUUUCCACUUGCCCCCAUGCCAGAGGAAAAAAAAGAUGAAGAGGGAAGUGCUAACAGAAGAACAGAGGAUCAAGAGCUGGAGAGCCUGGCAGCAAUAGAAGCUGAACUGGAGAAAGUGGCCCACAAGCUUCAUGAGCUAAGAAGAGGCUGAAGUUUUCCCAACUUGUAUCAUCAGUAGAAGCAAGAAAUUGACUCCUCCUUUUACACAGCUUUUUAAUUCACUGGUUAAAUAAGUAAAUAAAUAAAUAAAUAAAAUAAAAAUAAAAAUAAAAAUAAAAUAAAAUAAAGAUGGAGCAAAAGCAUUUCAUCUAGGAAGCUGGUAUUGCUAGAAAAUAACAGGCUUGGCCCUCUUUGCUGUAGUGUUGUGCUCGCCCUCUGCUUCAUACUUGAUUUUGUGUUCUCUCAGGCACUCUGGAUUCUUUCUUGUACCCUUUGGAUUCCUGUAGCCUGAACAGUGUGACUUACUCAUGCAUUUUCUGGUUUUUUGUUUUUUUUUUUUCUUUUGAUUUUUUUUUUGUUUUUUUAAACAGGACAGCUUUCUAGAAUGUUUCACUUCUACCAUUAGUUUCUCUGGAUAAAACUGCAAUAACUUGUUAUCUUUUGAUUAAAAUCUGAGAACUCUGACUGUAAUAUAUUCUAUAUAAAAAUUUAUCUAAGGAAAAA
Alligator sinensis (Chinese alligator) is the source of this 1762-nucleotide messenger RNA. It is a transcript of the gene CHGA, whose product is annotated as chromogranin A. The transcript has 6 exons. Gene Ontology annotation, cellular component: chromaffin granule. Lineage: Eukaryota; Metazoa; Chordata; Crocodylia; Alligatoridae. Gene Ontology annotation, biological process: defense response to bacterium; negative regulation of insulin secretion; negative regulation of catecholamine secretion. Bases 195 to 1250 code for a protein of 351 amino acids. The record is from RefSeq and is a predicted model, not a curated record.